Messenger RNA from Ailuropoda melanoleuca (giant panda), 982 nucleotides. Its product is annotated as class I histocompatibility antigen, Aime-1906. NCBI's taxonomy places the organism in Eukaryota, Metazoa, Chordata, Mammalia, Carnivora, Ursidae. Gene Ontology annotation, molecular function: signaling receptor binding; peptide antigen binding. Gene Ontology annotation, cellular component: external side of plasma membrane. The record is from RefSeq and is a predicted model, not a curated record. Gene Ontology annotation, biological process: immune response; antigen processing and presentation of endogenous peptide antigen via MHC class Ib; positive regulation of T cell mediated cytotoxicity.
GAGAAGACAAUCAGCGUCACCGUGCUCCCCGCUUACAGUAUUUUCUCUGGACCCCUGGCGACUCAGCUUCUUCCCAGAAUGUGGAUGGCGGUCAGCCGUCCCCGAACCCUCCUCCUGCUGCUACUGUCGGGGGCCCUGACCCUGACCAAGACCAGCGCCGGCUCCCACUCCCUCAGGUAUUUCCGCACGGUCAUAUCCCGACCUGGCAAUGCGGAGUCCCGGUACUUGGAGGUCGGCUACGUGGACGACACGCAGUUCGUGCGGUUCGACAGCGACGGCACGAGUCCGAGGGCUGAGCUGCGGGCGCCGUGGUUGGAGCAGGAGGGGCCGGAGUUUUGGGACUGGAAGACGCAGAACACCAGGACCUGCACACAGAUUCUCCGAGGGAGGCUGAACGAAGUGCGGGGCUACUACAACGAGAGCGAGGAAGGGUCUCACACCUUCCAGAGUAUGGUAGGCUGCGACAUGGGGCCUGAUGGACGCUUCCUCCGCGGGUACUUCCGUAACGCCUAUGAUGGCGCGGAUUACAUCACCCUGAAUGAGGACCUGCGCUCCUGGACCGCUGCGAACUCGGAGGCGCAGAUCACCAGACGCAUGUGGGAGGCAUCUGGUGUAGCCCAGAGGAGUCGGAACUACUUGGAGGGCUUGUGCAUGGAGUGGCUCCGCAGGCACCUGGAGAAUGGGAAGGAAACGCUGCAGCGCUCAGAAUCCCCCAAAAGACAAGUGACCCGCCAUCCCAUCUCUGACCGUGAGGUCACCCUGAGGUGCUGGGCUCUGGGGUUCUACCCUGCGGAAAUCACCCUGACCUGGCAGCGAGAUGGGGAAGACCAGAACCAGAACAUAGAGUCUGUGGAGACCAGGCCUGCAGGAGAUGGGACCUUCCAGAAGUGGGCGGCUGUGGUGGUACCUUCUGGAGAGGAACAGAGAUACACAUGCCAUAUACAGCACAAGGCACUGCCCGAGCCCCUCACCUUGAGAUGGG